UUUUUAUCGCAGUUUUUUGAAUGACGGUCGUUGAAAUGCAAGUUCAGUGUCGAACCGGAGACAUUGAACUUCGUAAUAUUUUAGGACUUAUAAUCUGGCAACCUUUCUAUCAGUUUCUAUCGGUCGGUCAGCCAACGGAUUUGCAUGAUGUGUGUAUUGGUAUAACUGAUAAUCAUGGUUCCCUACAGGUGUAAAACGUAAAACGGUUCAUUGAACUCAGGAGAUGGUACCAGUUAGCAGCACAUCUACACGAACAAAUGAUCUUUAGAGCAAAUGAAGUCACUGAAACUAAAGCCUCAAAAAACCACGAACAUGAAAUGAAAUUCCGCUUCAACGUAUAAAGUGGAGUCCAUUUGUUUACGACGUCGUGGAAUUGAUCAAAUGAUAUUUUGAAUGCUUAAAGCAGAACCAGAACAAGUUGACAACGAAGAAGAACGCAAUGAAGAAGUCGAAAAUGAAAUCAAAAACCACAGACAGUCGUACUUGGAUGAGGAAAAAACGAUAUGUCUGUUUGCCUGCAUGUGUCCUUAUUUAACAGCUUUCUACUUGAUGUUUAUAGCAUGGAGGUACAUCAGCGUAAUAUUCUAUGCCACCUAUGCUACAGAAUGCUUCUUUAAGGCCAAACUUGCCACGCUCCGUUGUGAUGAUUCCGGUGUGUUUCCAUAUCCUACAAAGUUCGAGGUCGCCUGGCAAAUGUCAUCAGCCGUAAACUCUUUAAUAUCAAUAUCUAUUGUGGCUAAAUUGUCACCGUUUCCUGGCUUUCGUGUCAUUUGGAAAAAGCUGGUUCGCUACGCUAGGUUUUGGUCACUUUCAUUCCAACUAAUAGUCGUUAUCACCUACAACAUUAUCCUAAUCCUUCAUGAACAUUUGACAAUCAGUUUUGUUAUCGAAGUUGGGUUCAUUAUAGACGAAGUAACUGUGACACUUGUUGUUUGCUUGUGGAAUUUUAUUCCAGCCCCGAACAAGGACACCGCUACCUCCAGCUUUCAGUGUUGUUAUUAUGUAACGCUAAUUGCAUAUUUUCUAGAAAAUCUUUAUUUAUUUGUACUAAUGUCGUCUCAAGCUGCUCUAGACAUAACAGGAAUACACGAGUUUGAACACCGUCCAGCUUCUCUGCAAGCUGUUAGUAUUGUGAUGAACGCAACAGAGGCAACUUUUUAUUUCGCCAUCAUGAAAUUCUUCUGGAACAAGAUGUUUGAACCUGACAGGGAUUUGUUUGAAAAAGAGACAAUUUAGUUAUCUCCAGAGGUAACAUCCAUGAAAAGAAACAACAAGUGACAAGGUGGCUUUCAACGUAAAAAACAUUUAUUUAUCAAAUAUCAGUAGACUGAAUCGAUAAGUUUCGCCGAUAACAACACAAAUGAUAAAAGGAUAAAUUAUAAACCGUGAAAAGAUGAAAAAACCUACUGACGUUUCUUUUGUCUUAUUCUAUCAUAUAAACACUCCUUUCUACCACCU
This is a messenger RNA of Actinia tenebrosa (Australian red waratah sea anemone), 1458 nucleotides long. RefSeq lists its product as uncharacterized. NCBI's taxonomy places the organism in Eukaryota, Metazoa, Cnidaria, Anthozoa, Actiniaria, Actiniidae. The record is from RefSeq and is a predicted model, not a curated record.